This is a messenger RNA of Nycticebus coucang (slow loris), 3377 nucleotides long. It is a transcript of the gene TMPRSS11A, whose product is annotated as transmembrane serine protease 11A. The record is from RefSeq and is a predicted model, not a curated record. Lineage: Eukaryota; Metazoa; Chordata; Mammalia; Primates; Lorisidae. The transcript has 10 exons. Gene Ontology annotation, cellular component: plasma membrane; extracellular region. Gene Ontology annotation, biological process: proteolysis. Gene Ontology annotation, molecular function: serine-type endopeptidase activity. The coding region runs from base 111 to 1364 and encodes 417 amino acids.
UUUCUUGGAGCCAUAGACUUCUAACAUACCUAGAGAUGUCACACAGUUGGUUAGAUAGUUGAGGUUGGUGGGCGAAGACUCAGGAGAUCACAUUCUCCCUCCUAUCCACGAUGUGUCGGGCAGUGGGACUCGGCCUUGGGCACAGAGACUUGAAGCCGUGGAUGAUUGCCGGGCUCACUGCAGUGUUGCUGACAGCAGGGGCUGUGACUGCUGGUAUUCUGGCUCCCUUCUUAGUCUCUGGCCAAAAUACAGAGUACUAUCACGGAACCUUUAAAAUCUCAGAUCUACGAGUCAAUAGCAACUCUGGGCAAAGCAGCACAUACCAACUUAAAGACUUACGGGAGAUGAGUGAAAGUUUGGUGGAUGAGACAUUCAUAGACUCAGCCUUGAACAAGCACUAUAUCAAGACCCGUGUGGUCAGACUGAUUCCAGAGGAAGAUGGUGUGAGAGCUGAUGUCAUUAUGGUGUUCCAGUUCUCCUCUUCUGAGCAAAGGGCAGUGAGAGAGAAGAAAAUCUAUAGCCUCUUAAACCAGAAGAUAAGGAAUACAAGAGCCUUGUCAAUAAGUGCCUCAUCUGUUCAGGUUAAUGCAAUGAGCUCAUCAACAGGGAAACUAACUGUCCAAGCAUGUUGUGGCAAACGAGUUGCUCCAUUAACAGUCAACAGGAUAAUGUCUGGAGACAUUGCAGCCAAGGCUGCCUGGCCCUGGCAGGCCUCCCUGCAGCGAGACAAGGUUCACCAGUGCGGCGCCACCCUCAUCAGCAGCACAUGGCUUGUUACUGCCGCGCACUGCUUCAAGAGUAACAGAAAUCCACAUGAAUGGACUGUUAGUUUUGGAACAACAAUUGACCCUCCCUUAAUGAAAAGAAACAUCAGAAGAAUCAUCUUGCACGAGAAGUAUCACUCCCCAGGGAGGGAGCACGACAUUGCCCUGGUGCAGUUCUCUCCCCGGGUCACCUUUUCAGAUGACGUCCGCCGGAUUUGUUUGCCAGAAGCCUCUGCAUCCUUCCCACCAAAUUCGACUGUCUACAUCACGGGAUUCGGAGCACUUUACUAUGGUGGAGAAUCCCAAAAUGAUCUCCGAGAAGCCAAACUGAAAAUGAUAAGUAACGAUGUGUGCAAGCAGCCACAGGUUUACGGCAAUGACAUAAAACUCGGCAUGUUUUGUGCUGGAUAUCUGGAAGGAAUUUAUGAUGCCUGCAGGGGUGAUUCUGGGGGACCAUUAGUUGCAAAGGACCUUAAAGACACGUGGUAUCUCAUCGGCAUUGUGAGCUGGGGUGACAACUGUGGUCAAAAAAACAAGCCUGGAGUGUACACACAAGUGACGUAUUACCGGGAGUGGAUCACUUCCAAAAUAGGCCUCUAAGUCUCCAUGAGUGCUGGACAGGGGGCUGUGUUCAGGUCACAGGCCUGAGAGUACAAAUGUUCAGUGGAUGUGGAGCCGUUAAGUGAGGUGGAAUGACCCAGCUUGGGCCACAAAACCCAUGACACAAUUUACUUUAGAAUCAUUUUAGUCAACAAGUAAUCCAUAACUAGUGUAUAAGGGAAUUUUAUUCAUAAAGUAAUGGACCAGUUUAGCCUGGCUUGAAAAAUACCAGCUCUUUAAAGCAUGAAAGUUAUCACUUGAGGCCAGGAGUUUAAGACUAGCCUGGGCAACAUAAUAAGAGCCCAUCUCUAUGAAAAAUUUUUAAAACUAGUGGGGCAUUGUGGCACAGCCUGUGGUUCCCUGUAGUGAGCUGUGACCAGGCCCCUGCAUGCCAGCCAGGGUGACAGAGCAAGACUAUACUCUAAAACAAAAUAAUAAUAAGUAAGUAAAAAUAGAUUAAGAUCACAAACUUGAAGUAUAAAUGAGAUGCAACACAGAUUUUUGAAGAGAGUCCAUGAUAGGUCAGAGUACCUUUGUCAGGGUGUCCCUAUAAGUGAUUCUGAAAUCUCAAUUCAGGAAGCCCUUAACUGACUCCUUAUUGUUCUUCUGGAGUUCAUAAUUUUUUUUUUCUUUUUCUUUAUUAUUCCUCAUUUUCUUUUCUUAGUUUUUUUUUUUUUCUUUGAGCAGAGUCUCACUUUGCUGCCCUUGGUAGAGUGCCAUGGCGUCAUGGCUCACAGCAACCUCAAAUUCUUGGUCUCAAAUUAUUCUCUUGCCUCAGUCUCCCAAGUAGCUGGGACUACAGGCACUCACCACAAUGCCUGGCUAUUUUUUUUUUUUUUUUAGAGAUGGCACCCUCCUCGGUCUCCCAAAGUGCUAGGAUUACAGGCAUGAGCCACCACACCCAGCCCUAUUCCUCAUUUUCUAAAAAGCUUUUUUUUUAAGACAGAGUCUUACUUAGUCAUCCUCGGUAGAGUACUAUGGCAUCAUAGCUCACAGCAACCUCAAACUCUUGGGCUCAAGCAAUUCUUUUACCUAAGAUUCCAGAGUAUUUAAGACUUAUAGGUGCCUGCCACAAUGCCCAGCUAUUUUUAGAGACAGGGUCUUGCUCUUGCUUAGACUGGUCUCAAACUCCUAAGCUCAAGCAAUCCACCCAUCUCUGCCUCCCAGAAUACUGGGAUUACAGGUGUGAGCUACCAUGCCCAACCUCUAAAAAGUUUUUCCUCCAUAAGAAAUAAAUUUGCUACUUCUAAACCCAUUCGAAAGACACUCAUAAAAUAAAGUAAUGCAGGAAAUAAAGUCUGGCAGUAAAUCAAGCCAGAGACCGUCUAAAUUUUCUUCAGUUGCAAAACCUCUUUAAUAUUUUGGUGAUUUUUUUAGCAUGUAUACAUGCACACAUUCCCUAACCCUAAAGAUCUACUUAGAAAAAUUCUGAUUAAUGAAUUGUAUUUAUUUAUAGUAACUAGUUAAUCAAAAAUGUAUUUUUGUUAUGAAAUUUAGGGGGAAGGUGAUGGUAACUUCCUGAGUAGUCACAAAACAAGGACCCAAGAAUUUGGUAGUUUAUAGGUGCAUUUACCAUGACAAGACACAGUGGAACCUUAAAUGCUCAUUACUGAGUGACGUCAGUCAGUCUAAGGAACCUUAAAUGCGCUUUACUGAGUGAACUCAGUCAGUCUGAAGAGCCUCAUUUGUUGUCAGGGUUUGUGGGGAUGAGCCUACAGAUGAGAAUUUAGGGAUAUAAAGCCCCGUGCUGCACUGUGACCGUGAAGGAGCGUCAUGAUAUACUGGAGGGUGAGCAACACCAAGAGUGACCACAUGUCGCCCAUGAACUGAGGGUGACAGUGUGUGCCCUGCAUAUUCACUGGCUGUGACACAUGUACCCCUGGUUCUGGGUGCCAAUUGUGGGGAGGGCUGUGCAUGUAUGGUGGGCGGUAAGGGGACAUAUGGGGACUCUGCACUUUCCACUGAACUUUUCUCUGAAUAUAAAUUGUUCUAAAAAAUAAAACCUGCUUUAAA